AUGCGUAAUGCUUUACUGAUCUCGAUAUGUGCCACACUGGCAUCAUGUCAAAUCCCUUCCAAAGACCUUGCUGAUAUGAAUCCAUUGUUGUUCAACGAUAGAACUCUGAAAGGACCAGGAGUGAUUGCUCGAGUGACACCUACCGGAACCCAAUAUGUGGCAUCUGUAGUUGCAGCUGCAUUCUCUUCUCAUUUUGCAGAUAUCAAACCACCAAAAGAGAGAAAAGAUCAUCAAUUGUCGUCUGUACCUACAGUAACCCUUCGUCGGUUGAUGCUCGAGACAUUACAAUUGGAAAAGCAACUGGUCAGCACUACGACCAACGAUGGACUCGUGAGAAUAACAGUUCGUAACAUCUCUGUCAGCACUUCGGCUAUUCUGAGUGGAGAAUUGAGAGGAAUCAAACUUCAGGAUAAUGUCACUUUUAGAACUCCAAGUUUGAGAUUGGAUGUUGCUAUUAGAAUAAUGAAGAACAGCGGAGGGAAUCCAGCAUUGAAGAUGGAAAGCUGUAAAAUCAACAAUCAGGGCAUUAAACUGGUCACAAAACCGAUGGACCCCAGAAACGGAAAAUCCAUUGCGGAUGGAAUUGCCAAUGAUGCCAACGCGAUAUUCUCGGACCUGAUUUGUGCGAAAAUUGAGCAUAUCGUGACUAAUCGAGUCAAUCAAAGAUUUGCUCUCUUAUCCAGUCGUAUCUCUUUGGAAAACUCGAAAAACUUUGACAUUGUGAAAAUCAUAAUGCAGGCAGAGGAGAGAAUGAAGAGACUCGUUAGACAAAAUAUGAUGCGCUCCAACAAAACUCUCAGAAGAAACGUGCAUGCUCAUAAUGCCAGAAGAGUUUCAAGAGAUCCAGUUAGAGGAAAACGACAAUUCGACGAGGAAAAAUUCCAUUUGUUUUUGAAUUCGUUCAACUUUUCUCGUGCUGAUUCACUGAUGCUUGAUUACUCCAUGAUCACUUCUCCAUCUCUCACAUCUCGAGGAAUCGAACUUCAAACAUCUGGAGAAGUAUUCCAAUCCGGCCAUACCACUCCUUUCGGUGCUGGACCAAUUUUCUUGCCUCGUGUCCCAAAUCCAUCUCAAAUGCUUCAAAUCGUUGUCAGUGACUUUGUACCAAACUCUCUGAUGUUCCACGGACACCGAAUCGGACUUUUUGACACCAGAAUCGAUUGGACCACUCCACAAUUUGGACCAGUGAUGAGAACAACUUGUGAUUUGAGUACCGGAUCGUUGUUCUGUAUUGGCGAUUUAUUUCCAGCACUGAGAGAAAUGCUGCCUGAUAGAAAUAUUGCAUUUGCGUUCACCACACUAAAAGCUCCUGCAGUAAUCGUUCAACCAGAAGAGAAAGGAGGAAUCCAUUUCAGUCUUUUGGGACUUAUUCGUCUGAUUUCUGAUAGAAACGAACCAAUUGGAGAGAUGGAGAUCAGAAUUGAGGCUCUUAUGAAAAUGAAAUUGACACCGAAAAGUGUUAAAGGAAAAGUUACGAUCGAGGAGAUUCAAUUUACAUCCCGGUCUCCACGGAUUCUACUCCAGGAAGAACUUGACGAUGCUGGUUUCCUAUCCCGUGAAAUUUUGCAAAGAAUGGUGAAUGACAUUCUUCGUCAAGGAAUCCCGAUUCCAAUUCAUCCACUAUUCAAACUCGUCAAACCUAAACUAACACUUUUCUCGCGUUCGAUGCUUUUGGAAACGAACUUCUUGUUGAAUGAGCAUAUCAUUGCUCAGUUGACAGCAGAGACACUUGUAGCUUAG
Messenger RNA from Caenorhabditis briggsae, 1740 nucleotides. Gene Ontology annotation, molecular function: lipid binding. Bases 1 to 1740 code for a protein of 579 amino acids. Lineage: Eukaryota; Metazoa; Nematoda; Chromadorea; Rhabditida; Rhabditidae. The transcript is spliced from 9 exons. The record is from RefSeq and is a predicted model, not a curated record.